CGUUGCUGGACUUGACUUCAUCCAUUCCUACACGGUAAACACCACGCACCUCCACUCUAUCUCUCUAUCCACCUCCAUCUAUAGAAAGAACACAUACCCUGAGAGAGCCAAUCAAAAUGCCCACUACAUACCUCGCCUACCACUACGAUGGCAAGCUCCACACCUACGAAACAACCACAACAAGCAUAACCCCCUUCUCGGCCCUCCCCGAGCCAACACGCGCCCUCUUCAAAGAGGGCACAGACGAGCACUAUGUCGUCACAACCGCAGGCACAAUCUUCCACCCUCAAGGGGGUGGCCAACCCUCGGACACAGGGACCAUGGAGCUCCUCCCCUCUCGUCCUUCCACCCCACCAACGAAAUUCACAGUCCACACAGCCCGCAAAUCCAACAACCAAGUCCUUCACCUAGGCACCUUCGAUUCCUCUUCCCAACUCUUCACUCCAGGGGAAAUAAUCCUCCAAAAAAUCGACCCAGCAAAGCGCCUCCUCCACUCGCGCCUCCAUACGGCAGGGCACGUCCUCGGCGGGGCCGUGCGCCAGCUACUGGAGGAUAAGAUCGAGGGAUUUGACGAGCUCAAGGCGUCGCAUUUUCCGGGGUCCGCGGCGUGCGAGUUCCGCGGGUUGAUCCCGGGGGAGUGGAAGGGAGGUAUUCAGGAGAGGGUGAGGGAGAUUGUGGAGGGUAAGGUGGUGGUUAGGGUUGAGUGGUGGAGGGUGGGGGAUUUUGAGGAGAGGGGGUUGGGGAGGUUGUUGGGGGGGAUUGCCGGGGAUGGGGAUGGGGAUGGGGAUGAGAAUGGAGGAGAGGAGGAGGAAGGGAAGGAGAAGAAAUUGAGGGUGGUGGUGAUCGAUGGUGUAGAGACGUAUCCGUGUGGAGGUACGCAUGUCGACACGACGGAUUUAUGUGGGGAGGUGUUGGUUAAGAAGAUUGUGAGGAAGUCGGGGGUGUCGAAGUGGCUGUGGUAUGCCGGCGAGCAGACAAGGCUGUAG
Aspergillus campestris IBT 28561 is the source of this 986-nucleotide messenger RNA. Its product is annotated as putative alanine--tRNA ligase. Lineage: Eukaryota; Fungi; Ascomycota; Eurotiomycetes; Eurotiales; Aspergillaceae. The record is from RefSeq and is a predicted model, not a curated record. The transcript is spliced from 2 exons. Bases 117 to 986 code for a protein of 289 amino acids. Gene Ontology annotation, molecular function: aminoacyl-tRNA ligase activity; Ser-tRNA(Ala) deacylase activity; ATP binding. Gene Ontology annotation, biological process: regulation of translational fidelity; tRNA aminoacylation.